Papaver somniferum (opium poppy) is the source of this 2408-nucleotide messenger RNA. RefSeq lists its product as uncharacterized. The transcript is spliced from 3 exons. Bases 640 to 1551 code for a protein of 303 amino acids. The record is from RefSeq and is a predicted model, not a curated record. NCBI's taxonomy places the organism in Eukaryota, Viridiplantae, Streptophyta, Magnoliopsida, Ranunculales, Papaveraceae.
CAUCUAACAAGUGUAACUUUUUAUGUUCAUAUUAAUACUCCACCUACCAAAGUUCUAAGCCUUCAUUCACCCUAGUAAAUCAAAUCAGAUCCUUCACUUCUCACUCUCCCAAUUGCUAGCUAGGGUUCUUCAAGCUUCAAAUUCCAAACAAGAAAUCUUCAUUUCAAGUAAUUGGGGCUAACAACAACAAGGUACAUUAUAAUUAAGGGUUCUUUUCCUUUGCUUCUCUUUUCUUUUUUACUUCGGUUUCAUUUUUGCUGAUAUUAACACUAUGGGGUCAGUGAAAGUAGAUAGGAAAAGAAAAAAAAAGGUAAUUUUAGUGGUGGUCAUGAUUUUGCUGAAUCAUCUAGACAAGCGGAAACAAGAUUUAAGUAUAGAUCUUGCUCUAAGAGUUUUACUUACCAGAAUAUCAUUUACAGGAAUACUACUUACAAGAGUCCUCCACAAAAGAAUUUUAGAAAGCAAAGACAAUUAUCUAGUAGUAGUAGUUCUGACUCUUCUUCUGAGGAGUAUGGUGGUGUUACUAGGAAGAAAUUAUGUUUCUCUAGUAGUAGUUCUGAUGAUUAUGGUGUUGUUUGGAAGAAAAGAUUUCAUGAUCAAAAAGAUAAUUCACGUAAAAGAGUUCAUAAGAGAAGAAAGAUGCGUAAUGAGGACGUAUUUGUGGGGGAUUGUGACUAUCUCAUGUACUUGAAAUUAUGGAACGGGGACAAGGAAAAGGAUAAAGAUGAUAGUGAAAAUGAGGAUUGUGAUCCUAUUGUUGCUGGUGCUGAUAGCGAUGAUGACGAGGAUGACGAAGAAAAUGAAGUUCUUCAUGUGGAUACGGACAGUGAUAUGGUGGACAUGAGUGGUAAUGGGACUGGUGUAGGGAAUGAGCUUACUCCUGAUGAUAGCAAUGACAAGGAUGUCGAAGAAAAUGAGGGUAUUCAAGUCGAUGUGGGCAUGACUGGUGUAGGGAAUGAGCUCAAUCCUGAUAAUAGCAACGAGGAGGAUGUCGAAGAAAAUGAUAAUAUUCAAGUGAAUGUUGGCAUGACUGUUGAUUCAGGUGAUGAAAUUGAUGUGGGGGAUGAGCUAGAUCCUGAGUACAUGAUGUUUUGCGAAAACUUGAGGGAAGAUGGCGAAAUUUACAUCCUAGAGAUGGAGAGGGAGAAGGGGGGCUUUGAGCCAUCAGUACCAUCUAGUUGCACCAAGGGUAAGUCUAUGCCAGUCAAUAAUUUUCACCCACUCCUUGAUGAAUGCAAGCAGGAACUGACAUCUACAGCUGAUGAGGGUUACUGUGAGUUUCUUAAAAUAAUUGGAGUAAUUGAUGGAUCCUUGAUUAUGAGAACAAAUGAUAUUAUUCCGCCAACUGGAAAACACAAGGUUACUUUGUCUGUUCCUGAAAAGUCUUCUAAAGAUGGUCUCCCUUGUAGUAAAAAUCAGCAAUGUGAAGAAGAGAGCAGGGGUACUAUAUCUGAUCCUGGAAAGUUGAGCAAAAAACUGUCACUCCAUUGUGAUUUUGUAUUCCUCUUUGGUUUUUGUCUUGUAUUCUCACUAUGUUGUUUUUCUCUGUAGUUGCUUCCUAACUCUAAGACGGAUGGAGAUGAUCUGGGUGCUGAUUGCUCUCGUUCGGAAUAUAUAAAAAGGCUUGAAGAAUGUAUAAACAUGCCAUAUGAUGAGAAGGAGUUUGCUGAUAAGUGGGAAAUAGCAUCCCGUCGCAAGGAGUGUGAACGAGUUAGUGAAACAGGUGGACAUUCUGUAUCAUAUGCCACUGAGAAAACAACCCGUUCCUAUUUAGAUCUCCACCCUGAUCUUGCAGAAUUGGUUGAUCACGCUUUAGCACGUCUUGAUGGGUGUAGAGCAUUGUUGCUUUUACGUUGCUUAUUCUUCUAUAUUGAGCAUGAGGCCGACGAAGGAACAUUUAUACCGUGGAAAGACCCCUUGUUUGAGAAGAUGUUGUUGGACCCUGUAUAACAAGAAGUGCAGAAUGCUUUUUAGCUGAGGAGAUGUUGUUAAGUAAAGGGGGAAGACAACUUUACCUGACCACGGUAAAACAAUUUUCAAGUUGUAUUACUCUUGGCAGUAAAAUUUCCUUAGUAGGAAAAUAUCUAUAAUUUAAGACCGCCUUAAUCACAGUAUUCCAUUAGUUACUAAUUGACAUAUUGUGUCUGACUUACACUCUCUUUACUCGCGUCUGUUAUCCUCUCUGUUUAUUCUUACUUUUCUGUUAUCUUUCUGUUAAGACACGUGUACCUUUAUUUGUGGUCUGUAUUUCUUGUCUGUUGGUUGGUGGUUAUAUAGACCAACUUUGUGUGUCUGUAAGGUAAGAGAGAUAUUUUUCUAUUUUUCAAUACCAAUGUCAGUUUGGUAUCGGAGCUCUGCUCUUGAUCCAAAUCUGUUCUUCCGCUGUUAUUACUUCUUUUUCUGAUUCA